UAGUGGAGUGAAUGCAAUACAUUAUACGAGCAGUGAAUGCAACGACAUAUAAGACUUACGGUAUAUUAUAUGCAUUCGAGUCAAUAGUAUUAGAGUUAACUGUAAUUUAAAUGUAAUAUUCAAACCAAACAUUUGAUUUGUGUUCAAACAAACAGUCACUCAAUGACUGUCCACUCAAUUGACAAAUAAAUAUAAAGUUUUUAACAAAAAUGUUAUCAAAAUUAUUAUUAUUAUUAAGUAAUCGAUUGAUGACUCGUUUGUCAUAAUAAUGAUCACAACUGUGUCUCCCAAAUGACAAUCAGCUGCUAAUCAAAAGUGUUUUUUCAAUUGUUAUUAUUUUUUUCUACAUCUUCUGGUUUUUUGUUAACAACACAUCUGUGUCACAGACGGUCAUCAACACAACACUUGAUUCAUACCAAUACAUCACCUGAAAUGUCAAUCUGAUCUGAAUUAUUGAAAAGACAUUGAACUACACGACUGUUUUGAAUGUCAUUUUGUGUCAAAUGUUUUGUUAUAAUUAUAUAUCAUAUCAUAUAUAUAUCUCAGACUUCUUAACCCAUUUAAAAGAUCAUAAGUUAAGUCUAACCAGUAAUGAACUCUUGUCUGACCAAUGAUAUCAUAAUUUGGAUGUAAAUCUAUUUGGAUGAUUGACGCCAUCAUGACUUCGGCGGACAACAAUGUCAAGAGUGGUGUCAAUCACAACGUAUAUAAAGGUCUUUAUCCGAUACGAGAAGUGAAACAAUAUUAUCGGAGAGAGUUUGUUAACGGAAAACCUCUGUAUAUCUGUUUGUGGGGCGACUGUGACUUCAAGACAUGGAAGUACUCACAACAUAUCGCAAGACAUAUUCAUUUGAAACACAUCGGUAUUAAAGAAUUGAAAUGCGAUGAAAAGGGAUGUGAAAAGACAUUUAAGAGACCGGAAAGUCUGGUUCAGCACCAGAAGAAUCAUUUGUGUGGCUUUGGUAUCGAUUCACUGAAGAUGAAAGACCCGAACAAUGUGUGCGGAGUUAAGAAUAUUAAGAAAUACUACUUCCGAGAGUUGGAUAACGACUACUAUGUAUUUGGAUGCAAAUGGACGGCCUGUGAGUUCGUGACCAAUAACUCGGGUAGUAUUAGAAGACAUGUUCACAAUCAGCAUUUAUGUCCGCAUUCAGUGGCCAACACCAACAAUAGUUCUUCAGAUAAGAGUUUUCUGGAUGAAUCAGUUAAUGAUGAUAGCAUUGAUAACACUAGUUCUCUAAAUGAUGGCAAUAUUAGUGAUGCAGAUGUAGAUCAGCCAAUGGUUGAGAUCAUAGAACUGGAUCCACAAUCAAUUAUACCAAAGAUAGACUACACGAAUGAUGCAAUAAUUGAUGCAAAUGAUGACAACUCUUAUGAUAAUAACGCUAAGCCUAUUGAUAUUGACUCUGAUAUUGAAGCCAACAUCGAUAGUACAACAACUGGUGGUUUAUAUUCUUUGAAGAAUUAUUCAGAUCUCUAUAGAAAAGUCAAAAUCGAUGGCGAAGUGUAUUUCAAAUGCAAUUGCAAUCAGUUUACCACAAAAAGUCAGAUAAGUCUUGUGCGACAUAUUUGGACAGACAUCGGACGCAAUGAGUUUGACUGUAAUGUCAACGAUUGUGACGCAAAGUUUGAUAACGAGUUUAGUCUUUAUAAACACCGAAAAAGUGAUCACAACCAGGAUUCAAAUGGUUUGACCAGUUGUCGCAAUGAUACUACCGGUAAUGGUAAACAUCAACAAAUGCAGAAUUUUCAUAACAGCUAUCACAGUAACUCAUUAGCAGUUAAAGACAUACAUAAAGGUCUUUCCCGAAGUGAUAGUCCCGUAUCACAAAUGAAUGGCAACUCUUUAGGCAAUAUUUAUAACGGAAUGGAAUCAGAUAUGAAAUCUGUAAACAUUAAACUCGAAAAUUUUAGUCGAUAUUUCAUAAAAAGAUUAGUCAAUAAUGAGUUGAUAUAUGAGUGCAAAUGUGGACACCUGUCCACUAAAUCCAUGGCCACACUAACCAAACACAUACUGAACGCCCAUAAAGGCAUUUAUGGUUACACUUGUGAUCAGUGCAGCGCUCAGUUUGAUGACGAGUCAGCUCUUUUUAAACACAAAAAGUUUGAUCACAUCUCCAACUUAUCGAUGGAAACUUCUUUAAUAUCUUCAAAGUCUGAAAAUGACAUUAAAUAUGCAAUUAAUGAUUCAAUUAACAGUUCUUUUGUUAAACAAAAGACACAAAAGUCUGAGCAAUCUAUUAAUGGAUUAAAUUUUAGAGAAUUUUACGAAUCAGUUAUCAGUAAUAAUAAUGAAUGGUUUGUUUGCAAAUAUAAAGACUGUGAACAUACAGAACCACAAGAGACCGAUAUUAUUGAACACUUGAGUCGACACUUAGUGGAUGAACAAAACCAAUGCACAGCUAAAGUUAAAUUGGAGCCAAACUUAAGCUUAUUUUUUAAUGAAAACGAAUUGAAUCUUCCAAACAAUAUUGAGGGAGAGAUCUUACAUAUGAAUACAAAAUCAGAAACAAAUUUACAAAUGAACAAUAAUGUCAACAACAAUGACACAAAUUUGGAUCUGUUAGUCGAAGUACGGGUUGUGGACGGAAAAGACAGGUUCGCCUGUAAGUGGAACGACUGUGGAGUCGAAAGCACUACGAAGAGUGGCAUUUCGCGGCAUAUAUUGAACAAACACUUGAAUCUUAAAGAAACGACUCCUAUUGAGCCGAUAGACAGUUAUAAUGAAUCUAAAUAUUGGGAAAAGCUUUUUAGUUCAAAUAAAAAUUGGUUACAAAUUGGAUCUCAUUCUAAGGAGGCAUCGCUACUGGACUUCCCGCCACCCAUUUUAACUCCUUUUUCUAUUGAGUCAUCUCAAGCGCUAAAUCAGGUCUUUAUGGAUAAUAGCCAGUGGUUGGAAAAGAUGUCAUCAAUGGCAGCAAAGCAAUCAUUUAAAUCUCAUAAUAGUGGCGAUGGUUCGGCAAAUAAUGGAUUAAAUAAAAGCUUUGAUGACAAGGAUUCGUCUUUAAUGAAAAAACACUUGAAUAUCAGUAAUAAUGAAGAAAAUAUUCUUCUGAGUUGUAAAGGAUUGGCUUCGAUGUCGAAAGUGAGACAAUAUUAUGAGAGUCAAGUGAUAAACGGAGAGAAAUUCUUUUUGUGUAAAUGGCAGAGAUGUGAGUUCAAGACUAAGAAGAGUCAAAAGAUAGCACAACAUAUAAAUCUGUCUCACAUUGGAGUCGAGUUUAAGUGCAAUAAACCUAAUUGUAAUAAAGUAUUUAAGAAUCCAAACACAUAUCGAGAACACCAGAAGAAUCACAUUUGCGGGUUCGGUAUAUUUGGUUACGGAUCUAAAGGAGUGAUCGGUGUUUGUCGUAAUGAAAAUUUGAAUAGAUAUCGGGAGAGAGUGAUCAUCGACUCGAAGAAGUUUUAUCGAUGCAAAUGGGAAGACUGUAAUGCUAUUACUCGAUAUCAUAUGGCAAUGAAACGUCAUCUUCACGGUCAUGUGUGUCCUUAUCGGGUAAAUCUGAAGCUAAAACAGAACCAACAGGUGAUAAGUGAUAUGAAAUCAGAUAAUUGGAAUCUGGAUUUGGGUUUGGGUUCGGGUUCAAUACCGUCGACUUCAACGACAUCGAUGAAUGAGAUGACCGGUGCCGAAGACAUGAGCUCAUCAUCGUUGUCAGUGUCAUCUGAUUCUAACAGUGAUGCCAUACAUCAUACAAAUAAAAAUACAAUUAAGAAUAAUAAGACAACAUAUCAAUGUCGAAGACCGAAAUGUGGCCAAAGUUUUGUGUCAAAUGAAGAUCUAAUAAAACACGAAAACUUUUUGUGUGAAUUGAUUAAAAAACAAAAUAACAAUUCGAUGAAUGAAAAUAAUUUGAUGGAAAAUAUGUUAGGAAUGAGUCCGAAAAGUAUGGAUAUGAAUGAAACUAAUGGUUACACAAGUAUUAUGCAAAACACAUCGAUUGCAAACAUUGAAAUGAUGGCAAAUGUGGACAAAUAUAUUAGCAAAACAAUGACCAAUGGAGUUAUGUAUUACUUAUGUAUUUAUGAUAAUUGUCAAUACAAUUCAAAGUUAUUGGAUAAAACAAUUGAACACAUCCAGAGUCAACAUUUCGACUCAGAGCUUAACUUAUCUCUAAACGGGGCCAACAAUAACAAUAUGCAUAUAAAAAACACUUGUAUCCAAAGCAAUGGUACUAAACGAAGAAUUUCCGUUAAUUGUUCUGAAACUGAAUCUCAGGAAUCGGAGAACUUAAAAGAAAAUUCUAACAAAAGAUCUAAAACUAUAGAAAUCAUAGUUAAUGAUAGCAAUCAGUCUCCAGUUAUUACCACUUCUAUACCAUUGUCUACACCGACAGCAACUAUAACGGGUAAACCAACAGGAAUUGGCAUAAAUUCUAUUCAAUAUUCAAAGCAUACCAUCAAUGGACAGAUAUUAUUAUUCUGUGCUCACGACGGCUGCGAGUUCUUCACAAAAGCAAUGAAUGAAAUGGAAAGACAUGCGAAUGAAAUGCACACUCAGUUGUAUGUUUGCGAUGUGACCGACACUUGCGGUAAACAGUUUAGGACAGCAAUUGCCUUAACUCAACACAAAUUGAAUCAUAUCUGCGGCUUCAAUAUAAAGGGUCGCAAACCAACCGGUGUUUGUGAUUUGGAUAACAUUAGGAAAUAUAGAGAUGAAGUGGUUGUCGACAAUCGACUGAUAUAUCCGUGCAGAUGGUGUCCGGACGUAACAUUUGAUAACCGAUCAGUUGCUUUGGCACACAUUCAUAACAAACACUUGUGCCCUAACCGACUGUCCACUGGUACUCAAAAUAUACAAUCUUUUAAUCGUAAUAUUGAUCAGAGAAUUGUCGAUUCGAACCGCAAAAAGCCAAAUCAAUUGAACCAAAUUAUGAUAACAUCUGUCAAUACAAUCAAAACAAUCGAAGUAUUUGAAACAAAUGCAGAAAAGCUUUAAAGUACUUCUUUUUUUAGACGCCAUUCACAUACCAUUCAUAUUGAUAUAAAGUCUUCUCUUUUGACACCAGAUUUACAAUUAAUUUAAUUGUAAAAUUG
This is a messenger RNA of Oppia nitens, 5037 nucleotides long. RefSeq lists its product as uncharacterized. The record is from RefSeq and is a predicted model, not a curated record. Lineage: Eukaryota; Metazoa; Arthropoda; Arachnida; Sarcoptiformes; Oppiidae. Bases 644 to 4939 code for a protein of 1431 amino acids. The transcript has 5 exons. Gene Ontology annotation, biological process: regulation of transcription by RNA polymerase II. Gene Ontology annotation, cellular component: nucleus.